ACGCCUUCGUGGGUAACCACUUAUGCAACUACAUUAUUAAUAAUCCUACCGCGCGUCUCCGCUCUUGUCCAGUCUUCCCACAGCCAAUAUGCCGACUGCCGUUGUGACGGGAGCUAACUCUGGCAUUGGUCAUGCGUUUGCCCAGAUCCUUAUACGAGAGGGUUAUAACGUUAUAGCCGCCGACCUCGAUGUAAGCGGAAAACUCACGUCGCUGCAGUGCGACGGAGUACAGCUAGAUGUUACAUCCCCUGUCUCAAUCGCCUCGUUCGUGUCGUCUUACGGUGGUCGACCAAUUGAUUUACUGCUGAAUAUCGCGGGCUUUAUGGCCCCGCCGGAUGAGGACGCUUUGUCCACGGUGUCACUCGCUACUCUGACCAAGACAUUCAGCGUCAACACCUUUGGCCCGUUACUCCUUACCCAAGCCUUACUUCCAAACCUCCUCAAAUCGGAAAAUCCAAAGGUAGGCGUGAUGUCGAGCCGCGUAGGCAGUAUCACGGACAACAGCUCCGGCGGGUCCUACGCGUACCGCGCGAGCAAGGCUGCUGCGAACAGCGUGUUUAAGAACAUCGCGGUGGAUCUGAGGGAUAAGGGGGUUGCGGUGGUCAUUAUGCAUCCGGGCAUUGUGAAGACGCCGAUGACUGGUAUGGGCGAGGGGAUUCCGGAGGCGGUUUGGCCGGAGGAGGCGGCGGAGAAGCUGUGGGGUGUUGUUAAGGGGAAGGGGUUGGAGGACACGGGGAGGUUUUGGCAUAGGGAGGGGUUUGAGUUGCCGUGGUAGGUUCGUGGUAGGUUGGUUGGGGUUGGGAUUAAGGGGUUGGAGAUUAGUAUGGGGGGGUACGUAGGGCUAUGAUUGCCUUGAGUACUUUGCCUGUUGGGGCUGUCUCGCAUAGGGCAAUUAGGGCAGCCCUGUGCUGGCCCCCUAUUCUUCUAGAGGUUUUACUAGUAGCGUUUAUAUAUAAGAUCCUUUUCUUCCA
Daldinia loculata is the source of this 971-nucleotide messenger RNA. Its product is annotated as short-chain dehydrogenase/reductase family enzyme. Gene Ontology annotation, molecular function: oxidoreductase activity, acting on the CH-OH group of donors, NAD or NADP as acceptor. The transcript has 2 exons. The coding region runs from base 89 to 775 and encodes 228 amino acids. The record is from RefSeq and is a predicted model, not a curated record. Lineage: Eukaryota; Fungi; Ascomycota; Sordariomycetes; Xylariales; Hypoxylaceae.